Molecule: messenger RNA, 1266 nt
Organism: Talaromyces amestolkiae
Lineage: Eukaryota; Fungi; Ascomycota; Eurotiomycetes; Eurotiales; Trichocomaceae
Exons: 2
Coding region: 1-1266 (421 amino acids)
Biological process (GO): epoxide metabolic process
Molecular function (GO): epoxide hydrolase activity
Source: RefSeq, a predicted model, not a curated record
AUGGCAACAUCUCAAUUUCUCCGUUCUUCUGAAUCAGACACACCCUAUGGCCAACUCCCUUCGUACUGUCGCGUAAAGCCGCAAACAUGUAAAAUUGACAUUCCCGCUCCGGAAAUCGCAGAAAUCCGGAAUCUCGUCCAGAAGGCCAGACUCGGUCCUACGACAUUCGAGAACUCACAAGCUCAAACCAAUACAGAAUUUGGGCUGACGCAGUCAUGGAUGAACGAGGCCGUGAAGACAUGGACAUCUGAAACUGCUUUUAAUUGGCAAAAAAUACAAGACAACAUCAACAGCAUCCCCCACUUCACCAGUCUAGUAGAGCACAACGGUCAUUCAUUCUCCAUCCACUACAUGGCCCUCUGGUCUAAACGGGCCGAUGCAACACCCUUGGUAUGCAUCCACGGCUGGCCCGGGUGUUUUCUUGAGUAUCUCUCAGUCGCAAAAUUGCUACAAUCAAAAUAUACUCCCGAAACACUGCCGUAUCAUUUUAUUGUGCCAUCAUUACCAGGGUAUACAUUCUCGUCCGGACCUCCUGUGGACGGAGCAGACUUUUCUACCUACGACGUCAGCUGCAUAUUCCGAAAACUGUUCAAUGAUCAGCUAGGAUUUGAGAGUUAUAUGGUCGCCGGCGGCGAUAUAGGAAGUCGCAUCUGUCGAGCCCUUGCAGCAGAUGACGAGCAUUGUAUUGGGAUUCAUCUGACAUUCUGCUUCGACUUCGACAUGCGCAAUUUUCCCCGCGAAGGUCUGACGGACAGUGAACUCCAAGAUAUAAACACAAUCAAUGAGUUCAUCCGCACCGGAGCUGGUUACGCACAAAUGCACGCUACUAGAGCAUCUACCAUAGGCUUCGUGCUCAGCUCCAGCCCCGUAGCCCUCCUGGCCUGGAUUGCCGAAAAGUUUCUAGAAUGGACCGACAUCACCCCCGAUAAUGAAACGAUCUUGACGUUCGUGACACUGUACUGGGUCACGGAUACAUUCCCGCGAAGCAUAUAUCCGUACAGACAUGAUUUUGCACCGAAUGAGAAUGUGCCGUGUCAUGGAGACGCGGCUAGGUGGCUUGUUCCACGCACCAAGGUGUUCGGGUUUAGUCAUUUUCCGAAGGAGCUUUUACCAGUUCCUAGAGCUUGGGUGGAGAGGACGGGGGCUGCUGGUAAGGUGACGUUUUGGAGAAAACAUGAUCAGGGAGGGCAUUUUGCGAGUGUCGAAAUUCCGGGGCCAUUUUUAGAGGAUUUGGAGGCUUUUGUGAAGCAUGCUAAGCAGUUGUAA